Molecule: messenger RNA, 838 nt
Organism: Aspergillus versicolor CBS 583.65
Lineage: Eukaryota; Fungi; Ascomycota; Eurotiomycetes; Eurotiales; Aspergillaceae
Exons: 1
Coding region: 199-639 (146 amino acids)
Source: RefSeq, a predicted model, not a curated record
CUUGAUAUCCCUGGCCCUCUCUCCCAUUGAAUCUGGGGUGCUGCCUUCCUCCACGCCCGUCCCCAUUCCGGCAUCCCCCAUCCCCUUGUGCCUCCACUCACCGGCUUUUCCAAGCGAUCGAAAAUUCCGCCUUUCUGAAAAACUAAAAUAAGAAAUAAAAUACAGUACUUUGGCCAAGGGUGUUCCGUACUACAGUGUAUGGUGCACUAUCUCCAGGUACGUCUCUUUUUCCUUACAAUCCUCCCCCGCCGCCUCUCUUCCCGCCAUUUGGUCUGUUACACGCCUCGCACUCUUGUGGCCACGCACCGCGACUGGUCGGCUUCCGGCCAUUACGGAACCACCGUGCCUUGCAAGACCUCUCUUUAUGGGCCUGGUUGUUCUUAUUAUGUGUCCAUUUUUUUUUUAAGCUUAUUUAUUCCCUUCACGAAAGUCUAUAUUGAAACACUGUUGUGGUGUUUUCUGCAUCUUGGCAGCUCCCAUCCGCAGCGGUUCGCUGACUGGGGCUUUUUCCACCAGACACACUCUUGUUUCCCUUUCACAGGUCCCGUGACCACCAAUCCCUCGCAGCCUCCCUCAACCUGCCAACCGCUGCUAUUUCGGGACUGGCUACCAUCGUCCGCUUGCGAGUCGGCAUUUUAAUAGUCCAGCCUUGUCGGUAUGUACAUCCUUUUUUCUCUCUUUAUCUUAUUCAUUAUUGUUUUGUGAUUGCCUGAGACAAAUCUGUAAUGCAAUUCCCUAUUUUUUGACUUUGCUCGAGGUCUUCGCGUUGGGUUGAUCUGUUUCGGCUGUGCUUCGCCUCGGUCGUGUCGCAGGCCCAGGCGCGACGACUGACUAUCCA